AGACCGGUGUCAAUCUUGCCAUGCGAAAGAGCUGUCACAACAAUUAUCGUCAGCUGAUUGCAUCUGUUUAGGAAAUUCAUAGGUAAACAACGAACCUGUCCCAUCAUCUGCGUAACAAUGGGCACGUAGAAGAAAAUUGCGCCUCGCAUUCUGGCCCGUUAUUAGAAGUAAGAACGCGAUUAUCCAUCGAAAAUGGCUGUUUUACUGACGGCUAGCCGGCAAGCAAUCAUCAUCUUCCGACCAGCGGUACCGAGCGUGUGGUUACUCUCCUGGCUAGUCAGCUAUCAGCGAAAAAGCACCAACAUCGGUGCUGUGGAUUCCUUUAUCAGCGAUCUGAUGGAGAACAAAAAGCUAAAGUGGAAAGUUUUAAACAGUCGCCAUCGCAAUGGUAAAGCGAAACCAUCGGCACACCUCGGUCAGGCAGAUGUGGCGGCAACGAAUGUCCGUCACCCGACCGAAACGCUCCUGCGAUCCUCGUUUCGACUCAGCGAGCUGUACAAUGAGCUAACGAACAAUCCGUUGGUCGUUAACAUCAGCCAGAUGGAAGUGUCCCAGGUAGAUCAUCUGCUCGAGACGGCACUGAAGGAGGAAAACGCCGAGGACGUUAGCCGUCUGCUGGCACAGAUACUGGAGUAUAAAAAGUUACCCUCCAUGCCGGUAUUAAACGCCACUCUAAAACAUUUGUCGCAUCAGAAACAAAUGGAAACGGUAGAACAGUUGGCCACACUGGUCACUCUGCUUCAUCCGGAGCGGAGCAGUUCGGCCCUGGGGAGGUUGGAACAUUUUAAAGCCCUAUGCCAGUGGAAGUUAGGCAAUACGCUUAAAUCCCUCGAAGCUUUUCGAACGAUUAUGGUCGAUUGUAGCGAAGAGCAGCGGGUAGCGGUAGAUCAUAUACUGCUGGAAAUGAUCGACGAAACGAUCGGUAGGAAGAGUGAAGCCGUGUUGCUUGCGGUGAUAAAUCUCUGCGAAUUCUGUCUAACCGAACUGCGGCACGACUUUCCCAUCUGCUACGUGUGGGAGAAGAGCUUCUUGAGCGCGUGGCACAGUGAUCAAGAGGCGGCGAAAACGUUGUUCGAUCGGCACGCGGCACUCAGACUGGCCGUCAGCAGUAGGACGAAGAACCUUUGCUACAAGCUGCUGUACGACAGCAACGUGGAAAAAGUGUACCAACUGAUCGAACUGUUCCUCAAGCAUGAGAUGAAAGCGGAAUGUAAAUCCUUACUGAUCCGACUGUUUGAGUAUCAGUAUUGGCGCAAAAACUUACGAGCUUGUUCGGAAAUUAUGCAGAACGCCAUCGAUCUCAAUAUUACGCUUCCCGAGAUGUGCAACCGCCAUCUGUUGGAGCUUCUGCUGGGACACGCCUCGUCCACGCUGCCCAAGGAAUCUUCGAAACAAUCGAAGGACCUGAAGCCGAACAAAUAUCAGCUCAAAUUUUAGUUUCCCGUUCUAGUCGCUGAACUGAAUAAGAAUUGAUCGUUUAACGGAAAUUGAACACUAUGAGCAUGUUAAAUUAUACUAACAUACGAAAAAG
This is a messenger RNA of Anopheles stephensi (Asian malaria mosquito), 1531 nucleotides long. RefSeq lists its product as uncharacterized. Bases 193 to 1437 code for a protein of 414 amino acids. The transcript is spliced from 3 exons. NCBI's taxonomy places the organism in Eukaryota, Metazoa, Arthropoda, Insecta, Diptera, Culicidae. The record is from RefSeq and is a predicted model, not a curated record.